CAUAGCAGCUAAACGUAAACGAAACGAAAGAAACGAGUUUGGGAAUCGGUUGGGGAAUUUUAAGUUUUAAGGCUUUUAUGUAUGGAUUCUUAAAAGUAAAUUAUACAAAAUGGGUGCAAAUGUCGGUCUGAAAGUGUUUAUACCGAUAUUAAUAUUGGGAGUGGCUUCGGUAUGUUCAGAGUGUACAAUUCCGAUUGUAUUACGAAAUACUUGGUUUUCUUUUGAAAAUGGAAAGCAAACUAUUACUGACAUCAACGCAAGCGACAUGACCGGAAGGGGAGUCUGCCAAAAUAUUAAAGCCGAUUUUCACGUAAACUACACUAUGGUCUUCAAAUACACAAAUUGUUACUACUGUGUGAAGCUCAUUGUGAGGACUGUUAAUGUUCUGGAGAAGUUUGAGACACCCUGUGUCGAUCUGGCGCUGGAUGAGGAACCAACGGUUGAAAGAGUUUGCAGGGGUUUGAGAAAUGACCAGCAGCUAAUUACACUGUUUUCUGAGAACUAUAUACCAGUGAAUUGCCGUUCAUCAUUGGAAGGGGUGUGGACAUUUGGCUUCCAGAACCGCUUCAGGUUCACAGGAGAGUGCACCCACCCAGACGCUCAGAUCAGGUCCUGUCAGACGGCCGGAACUCAGUUCUUGAUCACCAACCAGAAAUUCAACAUCACUUACAGAAAAUGCCCUGGAAUGUCUGGAACUUUUGAUGGAGUAGUGGAGUACAGUUGCUUAGGGCAUUGGUUUGUCGGUAAGAACCAUUUCUUCGCUGUGGCCAACACCAAAGAAUCUCGAAAAGAUGAGAGAUAUCGCUGCUUCCUUAAAAACAGAGAUGAUGACUUAUAUCUUGGCGCCUCAAUUACUCCGGAAUGUAAUGCUCUGAAGACUGUUGAAAAGUCCCCAGAGAGAUAUAAAGUCACUCCUGUAAAGUCUGAAGUUGUUGAACCUGGUUGUCGACUACCUCAAAACUUUUCUGGAGACUGGAUCAACACAGCCAACAUUGAUGCAGAUGUGUUUAUAAAUGAAACACACAUCAUAGAAACUUACUACCCUGACGAGGAUAGAUACAGAAGGACUAUCUAUGUGUGCAGGGAACAGCGUGACAGCAGAGUGAUGAUGGCUCGUCUUACCGUGGAUGGCUGCCAGAAAGAUUAUGUAUGUUUCGACUUUGUACCACAACAUCACAAUAUAAUAAGAUACCGCAAAGGUCUAGCUAUGAUUCAGAGUAAUUUCCAUACAGUCUGUUCAUGGGUGCAGUUCCCUAAUAAGAAGCAAUGGCGCUACGACCUUUUCCUUAAGAAAGACCCGUCACCCAUCCGCUGCCCUGUUGCUGGAAAGUUCAACUUUACUCAAAGAGGCGAUGUCAGAUUUGAGACUAGAAUCCUAGGUGGUGUCACAUUGAGUCCUCGUCCAAACCUGUACUGCAAACUGAACAUAAGUGACUUCUCUGUCUGUGAUACAGACCAAAAGACUAUACAAAUCAAAGAAAAUUACUGCCUCUCAGUGGACUACCUGGGCCGACCGGUGGAUAUCUACAGUGACCCUGACUAUAAAAUGAAGUGCAUUGGCUACUGGAAAGAAAAUUUGAAGUCUUAUCUUAUUACAUAUGACGAGUUGGAUCCUUUCUCCAAGUACAGAUGUUGGGUGUAUCAGCGGGCUGAUCUCAAUAGAAUAUUGAUGUCUCAGGCUAUAGGGCCUUUCUGCGAUCUCAAACAAGACGUGACGUCCUGGAACUACACAGAGGGCGCCGCAGUCGCCGUCGAGAUGGAGGAGUACGAGCGCGAGCGCGACCAGUGCCCCAUGCACUUCGACGACGGCAGCGACCCCUGGACCACCAAAGAGAACUUUAUCAAAAUAUUCAAGUUCAGUUACUCCUUCUGGAGGAGUAAUGACGCAACAUUCCUAGCUUUAAGCUUUAAAACGUUUAUACUGGCAGUUCUUAUUCGACUCUUAUAAUAUUUAGUACAAUAUCAAACUGUGUUUAGUGUUGUGAUAGAUCACAUGACAUCAAUUAAUGUAAUUUUUAUAAUUGGCACUUAGACAUAUUGAAUUUUAUCUUUGAAUGAACAAUCCUGUAAAAUUAUAUGAAAUCCAAAUUGCGCAUAAGAAUAGCUUGGAACCACUUAAUUAUGAUGAUACUUAAUUUAUUUUUCUU
Messenger RNA from Leguminivora glycinivorella, 2147 nucleotides. RefSeq lists its product as uncharacterized. Lineage: Eukaryota; Metazoa; Arthropoda; Insecta; Lepidoptera; Tortricidae. The record is from RefSeq and is a predicted model, not a curated record. Bases 110 to 1948 code for a protein of 612 amino acids. The transcript is spliced from 9 exons.